AUGAUGACAGGUUUUCGUUAUGUAAUUUUAUUAAUAGGAUUAUUCUCAUAUUGUUGUUUAAUAUCAAAUAUUCUUACAUUAAAUUUUGCUGUUGUUUGUGAUGCUAGCACAAAUGAAACUGCUCUUAUUAAUUAUGAUACUUCUGAAAUGAAUUUUCUUUUUUCAAUAGUUGCAUUUGGUAAUAUUGUUGGAACAAUUCCAAUUCAAUAUUUAUAUCAAAAAAUUGGUCCAAAAAAUACAUUUAUUUUAUAUUUAAUGAUAUCAUUAAUUUCAACAGCACUAAAUCCUUUUGGUUUAAUGACAAAUUAUUUUAUUAUGUUAGGUAUAAGAUUUAUGCAAGGAUUUUCUUGGGCAAUUGCUUUACCAGGUCUUGGAUCAAUGACAUAUGCAUGGGCACCAAUAAUUGAAAGUGGUAUUUAUAUGACAACAUUAAGUACCAGUGGACAAACAGCACCAUUAAUAACAAUGUACUUAUCAUCACAAUUAUGUACAAAUAAUUUUGGUAGUUCAAGUAUUUUUUAUGUUCACUCAUUAAUAUCAUUAUUUUUUCUUAUUAUUUAUUUUAUUUUUUAUAAAGAUUAUCCUGAAGAUUCAAAAUAUGUAUCACAGGAAGAAUUAAAAAAAAUAAAAAAAGAAAAAGGUAGUUCUGAUAAAAGAAAAACUUCUAAAGAACCAGUUCCUUAUAAAAAAGUAUUUCUAAAUCCAACAUUAAGUGUUGGAAAUAUAACAUAUUUUAUAUAUUUCUUAAGUAUGCAUUUAUGGAUGCAAUAUGCAGCAAUAUAUAUGAAUAUAGUUUUAGAAUAUGAUGUUGCAACAACAGGUAUGAUAACAUCAUUUCCAUAUUUUUUUGGAAUAGGAGUUAAAUUUUUAUAUGGAUUUUUAAGUGAUAAAGAAAAUUUUUGUGUUUUACCUGUUGUAUUAAGAAUUCUUCAAGGAACAAGUCAAAUAACAACAGUACAAAUUAUCUUAGGAGGGUCAGCAUCUGUAGCAAUAUUUAAAUCAUGUCUUCUUGUUUCACAACAACAUUUUCAUUUUGUCAUGUCAAUUGCUUCUAUUGCUAACAGUGUUGCACUACUCUUGGUACCAUCUUUAGUAAAUAUAAUAAUGCCAAAUUUUGAAAUUGAAGGAUGGAAAGCUUUAUUUACAAUUAUUGGAAGUUUAACAGUAAUAUCAAAUAUUGGUUUUCUUAUUGUAAUGAAAACAGAACCUGAAAAAUGGACAAAAAAUAAUAAUACAAAAAAUAAUUAUAAUGAAACUAAUACUGAUAAUAAUGCUAUUUAA
Strongyloides ratti is the source of this 1281-nucleotide messenger RNA. Its product is annotated as Major facilitator superfamily and Major facilitator superfamily domain, general substrate transporter-containing protein. The transcript has 3 exons. NCBI's taxonomy places the organism in Eukaryota, Metazoa, Nematoda, Chromadorea, Rhabditida, Strongyloididae. Gene Ontology annotation, molecular function: transmembrane transporter activity. Gene Ontology annotation, biological process: transmembrane transport. The record is from RefSeq and is a predicted model, not a curated record. Bases 1 to 1281 code for a protein of 426 amino acids.